GUGUCUCUGGGGGAAGGGUUCAAUAUGGACCGUGACGUGGAGCUGUUUGUCCACCCCGUCCAGAAGCACCUCCCCUUCGCACUGCUGGAGGCAGGCGACACCACCAAGAAUUCUUCUCUGAUGAGUGACACAGUGACCAUGCUGAACUUCUUACCCGGCAUGGGAGAGACCAAGUCCGCCAAGGGGGCGGAGGCGUUGACUCAGAAGGGGGAGUUCAUCUUCCUGGUGGACUGCUCCGGCAGCAUGGAAUGCCGCAUGGUCUACGCCAAGGAGACGCUGAUGCUGCUGCUGAAGAGUCUGCCUCUCGGCUGCUUCUUCAACGUCUACGCAUUCGGAAGCAGCUACGACAGCUUCUUCCCGGAGAGCCGCGAGUACUCGCAGGCGAGCAUGGCGGAGGCGCUGAAGCUCGUCAAGGAAAUGAGCGCCGACUUGGGGGGCACCGAGAUCCUGAGGCCUCUCGAGGCCAUCUACCGCUCGGCAUGCCGGGCGGAACACCCCCGGCAGUUGAUGGUGCUGACCGAUGGGGAAGUGUCCAACACCCGUGACGUCAUCAGCCUGGUGAAGAAGAACGCAAACAAGCAUCGCUGCUUCUCCUUUGGAAUCGGUGACGGUGCCUCCACGGAGCUGAUCAAGGGGAUCGCCGCCAGCGGAGGAGGGACAGCCGAGUUCAUCACCGGAACGGAGCGCCUGCAGGGCAAGGUGCUGAAGGCCCUGAAGUGCGCUCUCCAGCCCACACUGACCUCCGUGUCGCUCUCCUGGAGCCUCCCCCGGGGCCUGUCGGCCAUCGUGGUGCCCGAGGUGCCGCGCAGCAUCUUCCUGGGCGAGCGAACCAUCCUCUACGCACAGCUCGCUGGCACUGCUCCGGCUGCCCCAUGGCAGGGCGAGGCAGUGCUCAAGUACUCCCUAUGUGGGAAGUCCAUGAAGAACCGGGUUCCCAUCACCAGCCAGACCGCAAACCCCGACGAGUCCAGUGCCACCCUGCACUGGCUCGCAGCCAAGGCGAUGAUCCGCCACCUCGUGUCGGGUCCCAACGCCCCCUACUCUACGCCGGUGCCGGGUGAUGCGGAGCAGAAGAAGAAGAAGGCGGAGAAGGAGGCCAAGUCUCGCCGGGAGCGAGUGGUGGCGCUGAGCGUGGAAUCGGGCGUCGUGUCCCCCUACACGGCCUUCGUCGGAGUGGACACCGACUCCCACCAGCCACUAGGGGCCGCCAUGCAGGAGCGCCCCACCCCACGCCAUCACCUCUUCGGUGGUUCAGUGAAGGAAAUGAAGAGGAAUCCGUUCACAAGAAUCAUUGCAUCCUUCAAGAAGAGCGCUCCACUGGAAUAUGAAUGCGAUGUAUACGCAGCAAUAUCCAACGAAUAUGACUGCCCAUACGGUGUCUUCACUCCGGAGACUCCGGCCGUGCUGCCCUUCCUGGAGCUCGUCGACCUGCAGAGGGCCCACGGGGCCUGGGAGCUGUCCGCCCAGCUGGCCUCGGUCGUCCAGUCGAGCGAGGAGGCACUGCGCAAGGAAGCUCCUGCGGGCGUGAGCGACGAGGUGUGGGCCACGGUGGUGGCCCUGGUGUGGCUGCACGCGCUGGCCCCAGACCACCACGACGAGUGGGAGCUGCUGGCACUCAAGGCCUCGGCCUGGCUGCGUGGGCAAGCUGUGGACCUGGCACUCUGCGUGAAAGCCGCCAAUCAGCUGCUGAAGACGAACGUCGACGCAGGAAAGCUGUAGCCCAGUCGGUUACCUGGCCACCAUCACGAGCUUCCUGUUAACCGCUAUCGUGUACGUUACCAUUCUCAAUCCAAAACCAAAAUCCUAUACAUCACCAUCCCCAUACUAUAACCGCAAUCCUAUAAAUGACCAUCCCCAUCAUAUAACCGCUUUGCUUAUACAUUAACAUCAGCAUCCUGUUAACCGCAAUCCUAUACAUUACCAUCCCCAUAGUAUAACCACAAUCCUAUAAAUUACUAUCCCCAUCCUAUAACUUUUCUUAUACAUUAACAUCAGUAUCAAUUUAACUCCAAUGUUAUUCCUUACUAUUAGCAUAACAGCCUUCAUCCACUGUCACUCAUGGCUCGUCGCAUCUUGUGUCUUCGAGCAUCGCUGCACCGCCCCUACUGUACCUUGCACAGCCCCUACUGUACCCUGCACUGCCCUACUGUACCCUGCACUGCCCUACUGUACCUUGCACAGCCCUACUGUACCCUGCACUGUCCUACUGUACCCUGCACUGCCCUACUGUACCCUGCUAUGCCCUACUGUACCCUGCACUGCCCUACUGUACCCUGCACUGUCCUACUGUACCUUGCACAGCUCCUACUGUACCCUGCACUGCCCUACUGUACCCCGCACUGCCCUACUGUACCCUGCACUGCCCUACUGUACCCUACACCACUCCUACUGUACCCCAUACUGCUCCUACUGUACCCCACACCACUCCUACUGUACCCUACACCACUCCUACUGUACCCCAUACUGCUCCUACUGUACCCCACACCACUCCUACUGUACCCCGCACUGCCCUACUGUACCCUUCACUAGAGGUGGGACAAAGUCAUUGUUAUGCAAGUCCAAGUCGAGUCUGAAGUCAUCAAAUUCAUGACUCGAGUCUGACUCGAGUCCAAGUCACAUGACUCGAGUCCACACCUCUGCCCUUCACUGCCCUACUGUACCCCGCACCACCCCUACUGUACCCUACACCACCCCUACUGUACCCCACACCACCCCUACUGUACCCCGCACUGCCCUACUGUACCCUGCACUGCCCUACUGUACCCCACACCACCCCUACUGUACCCUGCACUGCCCCUCCAUGACGCUGCGCUCUGCCUCCACACCCCCCACCCGCCGCGCUCUAUUCCAUCAGUUUCUCAAAACAACCCAUUGCGAGUGAAUCGACUCAUGUUUGCCUGGAGUUACGUCUCCCCCUAAAGUUUUGUUGGCGACCUUGAAGUGAACCGACGUCAAUCGACGACUUGCUGUCAACAGUAGCAGCAGCAACAGCAACUACGUUUCCUUAUUUGGGGGAAAUAAACAAAACUUCCUGCAAAAACAGAGGUCAGAUUUUCAUGGGUUAACAAUUGUUACAAGAAAUCGUGGGCUUACGGGAUGGGUGAGAAGGGUGAGUUGUAUCCACAAACAUUUCUGGGUAAGACCGGAAGGUUGACGCAUGUUGAAAAGCAAAGUCAUUGUCAGAGAUUAUACCAUGAGUGGUAGAUUCAGUUCAAGUGUCUGGGAUGUCUGGCCCCUGUAAUUAUCUGUGAUGAAGCUCAUAAACUAUAAAACUAUUUUUUUUAUUUUACCAGGUGUAAGGCCCCAUUGAGCUGUGUAGCUCUUUUUCAAAGCCCUGACCUGGCUAUCACAACGAAGUGGGCUUAUCAUCGCCUGGACAUUUAUAGCAGCAGCCAACUACUCUAAAUGUUUGAUAUUGAUUAUAAAUGUGGAGGAAAAAAAGCGAGGACCCGGAGAAGAAAAAGCCACGCGACCACAGAGAGAGAGACACGCAAACUCCAAAUGUACAGAAGGCAUCAGGGUCGGGAUCUAACCCACGAUCUCCUGUAUACCAGGCGAGGUAGUUAACAUCUCAUAGCCACCGUGAUGAUGAGAGAGACACGCAAACUCCAAAUGUACAGCAGGCGUCAGGGUCUGGAUCGAACCCACUAGCCACUGCAUUUCACCCGAGUUGGUUAACAUCUCUGAGCCAUCGUGGCGCCCCUAAUAAUUGCCGCAUUGGAGACACUCCGCAACCAUAGGUGUCGAAAGAUCCUGGGUUUGAAGUGGUAAAAAUCACCCAAGGCUUAAAAAGCAAACCGAUCAACAAUUCAUGCUAAAUUAAGCAAGACGCUACGGGCUCCUUUGCAUAAUAUUCCCCCGUCUCUCUGCGUUAAAAAAUAAAAAGUAUUUCUCAUACGACCUACACACCAGUCGCACGGCCUUCUGGAAGUGGGUGAUUUCAGCAGCAUUGGUUCAGCAGAAGCAAAGCUCUGGACUGGGGUUUGCCAUUUGGUGUCUCAGCAGCAGCAGCAGUCAGGCUCUGCCUGAACCAAUGCUGGCGAAUUGUCCAGAUGUUCAUAGACAAGGAACCCUAUCUAUGCUCUAUGGGGUCUUAGUUUAACAUAGGGUUAUGCCUUGUUUUGAGCUGUGCAGGAUUAUGGUCUUGACUUUCUAUACAAAGAACACUUUCGCAAUUUCUCACUGCACAUUUUGUAGUUCACACAGCGUCACGAGCUGUACAGUGAUGGUCAAGUCAAAACUUUACGUUCGGUAACGCAAUUUCUGCCUCAGUAUGUGUUUACAAUGAUAAGUGUCAUGUUCAUAGUGGCCGUAUUACACUGAAGUCAUCAAUGCCGAGCUGCUGAGUUCAAGACCUGGGUCUGGGUUUCUCAGGAGGUUCAUAGUGGCCGUGUCCAUAGACACUGAAGCCAUGAAUUUAGAGUGCCUAAGUUCAACACCCGCGUCUAGGUGUCUUAGGAGGUUCAUAGUGGCCGUUGUCCAUAGACAGUGAAGCCAUCAAUUACGUGAGCCUGAGUUCAAGACCUGGGUCUGGGUGUCUCAGGAGGUUUCGUAAUGGGCCGUGUCAGGGACACUGAGCCAGCACUGCUGGAAUCCUGGGUUCACGCCCUGGAACUGGGAUGCAUCCCACUGCCUUCAUGUCCACAAUGGCCUAUGUUAAAAACUGUCUAAUAAUACUCCGCUAUAGUAUUGUGCAUUGAGGUGAAAUUUACUCCAAUGUCUGGGAAUGGAUUUAAACAUGCGGCUUUACUUUCUUCUGUUCAGUGUGGUAAAUGGGUUUCUUUGGUUGGUUUGCAGAGUUUACCAUGGCUUUUGUUGUUGAAUUUCUACGUUUAGAAGCUUCAGGAAAAUAAAAUGCAGUCG
Messenger RNA from Lethenteron reissneri (Far Eastern brook lamprey), 4863 nucleotides. Its product is annotated as von Willebrand factor A domain-containing protein 5A-like. NCBI's taxonomy places the organism in Eukaryota, Metazoa, Chordata, Hyperoartia, Petromyzontiformes, Petromyzontidae. The record is from RefSeq and is a predicted model, not a curated record.